Messenger RNA from Colletotrichum orchidophilum, 897 nucleotides. RefSeq lists its product as uncharacterized. The record is from RefSeq and is a predicted model, not a curated record. Bases 1 to 897 code for a protein of 298 amino acids. The transcript has a single exon. Lineage: Eukaryota; Fungi; Ascomycota; Sordariomycetes; Glomerellales; Glomerellaceae.
AUGCGUUUCCCAACUACCACUGUCGCUUUAUUGCUGCUCGAGGCCGUCAUGGGUACCGCAAAGACAACGACCUACUCGUACGGGCCCAACGUCCGCCAGAUCUACGAUGUCUACAUUCCGUCAGCAACAAGCAACAAGACCAUGGCGGCCGACAAAUACUGGCUAGUGUACAUCCACGGAGGUUUCUAUCGCAACCUCGCCCAGAGCUCAACGGACAUCCUUCCCGCCAUCGCUUCUCUCGAGGCAAACAGUUCAGACGUGCUCGCCAAUCAGAUUGCCGGAAUCGCGUCCUUGGACUAUCGUCUUUCCGCACUCCCCGGCGUCCAACCCAACAAUACUCCCAUAAACGAGCUGCAGAACGCCAGAUGGCCUGACCACCUCAACGACGCCGUUGCCGCUCUCAAGGACCUGAACAACAAUUUUCCAAUCGACGGCAACUACAUCGUCUCUGGUCACUCCGUCGGCGCUCAGAUCGCCUUCUUUGCGGCUUUGGCGACUCUUGGGGACCCCGCCGUGCCCAAACCCGUGGCCGUUCUGGGAAUUAGCGGCAUCUACGACUUGCCUCAACUCCACAUCACCAAUCCUGACUACGACUAUCUCGUACUCAACGCCAUGAGGGAGGACCAAGUUGUGGAGGCCAGUCCGGCCAAGCUUGAUGCCGAGAAAUAUGUGUCACUUGACUUGCAGGCGUUUGUCCUGGCCCACAGUAGGAAUGAUGGACUCGUGCCUUGGGAUCAGGUCGAAUCGAUGGAAGCUAGUCUCUAUUCUUUACCUGGUUUAGAGAGCAAGACACAUCUAGUCGAGCUCGAUGGUGCACACAAUGAUAUCUGGCGUGGGGGUGUGCAACUGGCCAAAGCCUUUACGGCAACACUAGCGUUAUUGAGAGCACAUACAUAA